AUGCGACGGGUCGUAGUGACUGGUCUCGGUGCCAUCACCCCACUCGGCGUUGGCGUCAAGCACACCUGGACGCGACUGCUGGCGGCCGAGUCGGGCAUCACCAGCGUUGCCCAUUAUGAACCACAGCGGCGAUGGAAGGGCCUCACCAGCACGGUGGCCGGGGUCGUGCCAAAGACAACCGCGGAAUCGGGCACUGGUAAAGAUGAUGGCCUGUGGCAUCCCAACGACUGGCUGACAGCUACGGACCAAAGACGCAUGUCGCUGUUUUCCCAGUAUGCCUCCGCAGCUGCCGAAAUGGCCUUGGAAGACGCAGCGUGGAAGCCCACCUCGCAGCACGAUCUCGAGGCCACUGGUGUCUGCAUUGGGAGUGGAAUAGGCAACCUCGAGGAGCUUUUCGACACUACCCUGGCCUUUGAAGAAUCCGGCUAUCGAAAAGUGACACCUCUAUUUGUACCAAAGAUUCUGAUCAACCUCGCUGCUGGUCUCGUCUCAAUGAAGUACGGCUUUCAGGGACCAAACCACGCAGCCACCACAGCAUGCACCACUGGCGCCCAUUCUGUUGGUGACGCCUCGCGGUUCAUAGCCUUUGGAGAUGCCGACGUCAUGGUUGCAGGCGGUUCGGAGGCUUGUAUUCACCCUUUAACACUGGCAGGCUUUGGCCGUUCGAGGUCCCUCUCUACUGCUUUCAACCGCGAUCCUCCCUCGAGCUGCCGGCCGUUCGACAGCCAGCGAAAUGGUUUUGUCGUUGCAGAGGGCGCGGCAGUGCUCGUGCUCGAGGAGCUUGAACAUGCCAAGACUCGAGGAGCCCGCAUAUACGCGGAGCUUUCGGGGUACGGGUGCAGUGGCGACGCUUACCACAUGACUGCACCGCGAGAGGACGGAUCAGGGGCUGCCCUCGCAAUGAGGCGAGCUCUGAAGCACGCACGAGUCAAACCUGGGCAGGUUGAUUAUGUCAAUGCUCACGCCACUUCCACCGUUGUAGGUGACGCCGCAGAGGCUCUUGCAAUACAAUCGAUCAUGUCUGGACCCGAGGGGUACACAAAUGAGAAGGAUGUGACGGUUAGCAGCACCAAGGGCGCACUGGGUCAUCUUCUGGGUGCAGCUGGGGCCAUAGAAGCUCUCUUUACUGUUUUGGCAGUAUCCGAGAAUCAUGUCCCUCCGACGUUGAACUUGCACGAUCCUAAUAUUGUGCCGAAAUUCAACCUCGUCCCCCUUGAAGCCCAGGAGAAACAGGUCAGCGUGGCCAUGUCAAAUAGCUUUGGCUUUGGGGGUACCAAUGCCUCCCUCGUGUUCUCCAAGCUGAGGUAGACUGGGACGAGAUCUGGUGUAGGAGUCGUCAGCAACACACCAGGAGAUUUAACGUGAUUUACUGUGUAAAAUAUCAUAUCUAAGCUCCUAUGCCAUGAAAGCCGAGAUCACGAACAUAGACAUGUAAUAUAGAUAUCAAGAUAUAGCUCAAAGAAAGACCAGUAACCAUGAAGACGUCUGGUACAUUAACUUGACCGGACCGAGAGC
Messenger RNA from Microdochium trichocladiopsis, 1515 nucleotides. RefSeq names its product putative3-oxoacyl--synthase. The transcript has 3 exons. Gene Ontology annotation, molecular function: 3-oxoacyl-[acyl-carrier-protein] synthase activity. NCBI's taxonomy places the organism in Eukaryota, Fungi, Ascomycota, Sordariomycetes, Xylariales, Microdochiaceae. The record is from RefSeq and is a predicted model, not a curated record. The coding region runs from base 1 to 1308 and encodes 435 amino acids. Gene Ontology annotation, biological process: fatty acid biosynthetic process.